Messenger RNA from Lolium perenne, 1369 nucleotides. The record is from RefSeq and is a predicted model, not a curated record. Lineage: Eukaryota; Viridiplantae; Streptophyta; Magnoliopsida; Poales; Poaceae.
CUGAGCAUAUUGCACUAGCCAGUACUAGCACUCAAGGGGAAAACUGAGCACACAAAAAAUGCUAGUAUAAUGCUCGAGGUUAUAACUGAGUAUAUCUAAAUUUUCAGGGUUAGACUCGAGGACGCGUGUUGCGGUGCAGAAAUGAAAGACGUGCAAUAUUUGACGCGUAGACGCCGGUCGCGGUGCAGAAGUCGAAGACGUGCAAUCGUGGACGCGUGGCGCAUUGCAGAAGUCCAAGACGUGCAGACGUGCAGCGGUGGACGCGUAGGACGCGGGUCGCAUUAACCACCACUAGCCUUUAUAGACGCCUCCUCCCACUAUCUCUGUCACUCUCACUCGCCUACGCAACGCCGCCUCUCUCACGUCCCAUCAUCUUCUCCAAAGCAAAAAACCCUCUCCCUCUCCCUCUCCUCUGCCGGCGAGAUGGACAAGGAGAAUGCCAAUCCCAUCGUCCACGGCGCCGUCGGCUCCAAGCGCGACGCCUCCCUCUUCGACGCCGUCCCCUCAACGGACGUCGCCGCCGUCCCCUCAACGGACGUCGCCGCCGCCUCCGCCGGUGCAUCGGAGGCUGCUGCCGCCGGUCGCGGUCAGAUCCCACCGGGAUGGGACCCCUACGAGCCGGUGCCGUACGUCCCGCCCCCGAACCGCUACGACACCUCCAUAGAGGACCCAUGGAACGAGCUGUCUGGCAGCGACGUCGGCAGCGACGACGAGCACCAUGACGUCAAGACUCGCCAGGUGCUGCGGAGGCUGCAGGUCGGCCAGUAUGUCUCCUACCUCGACGUCGCCAAGGGUGUCUACAGGUGCCCCUUCUGCACUAGGAGGCUCGGCGGCACUGACUUCAACUGCGUCCUCACGCAUGCCGAGAACAUCGGCCACACCAACCCCAAGGUCGGCGCGUCGGUGAACCCCAACUCCUUCCGCGCCAAGCACUUGGCGCUCGGCAUGCACCUCCGCAGCAUCCAGCGGGUGGAGAUCUCCGGCGGGCGCAUGCCUCCGCUCAAGCCCAAGGCUCCCAAGGGGAGCAACAAGUGGAGGCAGAGGCAGAUGGGGUAGGCGGAGUCCUGGACGUGUGCUGCUGCUGCCUCCUCCAUUUUGUUGUUGGGAUCCCUUUGUUGUUAGUUAGGGAUCCCUCGUUGUUAUGUUGUUAGUAUGAUGGUGCUGUACUGCUGUGAAGAACCUCGAACCCUACUAUGUUUGGCUGCUGAAUGCAGCUUAUUAUCUAUAUUAUCUAUCCCUAUUCUACUAUAUGACCUUGUGAAUUUAUCGUACAUUCCCUGUAGAUUUGCUUCUAGAUUUAACUACAUACAUAUGGACCAGAUGGAGUACUAGAUUGGGCUCCCUACUAGAUUUGCUGCCAUAUUGGGAA